Molecule: messenger RNA, 378 nt
Organism: Microbotryum saponariae
Lineage: Eukaryota; Fungi; Basidiomycota; Microbotryomycetes; Microbotryales; Microbotryaceae
Source: the annotation of a GenBank genome assembly
AUGCUCUUCGCUUGUGCUCGGUGCAACACCGCGCUUAUCUCAGAAUGACGCGCAACCGCAGACGCUAUAGGACCCCCGAAAGCCCAGCCUGAGGCGCGUAGGUAAAAUCCGCUAAAAUCCCGGAUUUUGGACCUCUUUUGUCCACCAAUUUUUGGAUUUUUCGCCCAAAAAAGUCCCCAAAAUGUCCAGUCCAUCUACGCGCAUCCAAAAAUAGCUCUAGAAUUGCUUCAAAUGCUCCAAAACAUCUUCAAAAAUCGCGAAAACGCCGUCCGGACAUCUUUCGCCCGGACCGAAUCGGCGGAGCCCCCGCGCGCGUCAGCCGUUUUGGAUCUGCUUCGCCGAGGGCUCCUCACCUGCACUUGCUGCCUGCCUUUUUGA